CCUCAAGUCCUGUUUCCUGGCUCAGGGACCGAGUGAGUAGGGCGGAGGAGAAAAGCAGAGAGAGAGAGAGACAAGGAAGGGAAAGAAUAAAGAAGCAUCAGCCAAUCCUCCCCCUGUCGGCUCCUCCCAGCCCUGCUCUCUGUCCACCCCUCUCCCUGCACACUCUCACUCAUACUCCAGGCCAGAAAGAUGUCAACCGGACACCAGCACAGCCAGAGCCGGGCCAUCCCCACCAGGACCAUCCCCAUAAGCGACUCAUCUCAGCUACCUCAUGACUAUUGCACUACCCCUGGGGGCACCCUCUUCUCUACCACCCCUGGAGGCACCCGGAUCAUUUAUGAUCGCAAGUUUCUGUUAGACCGUCGCAAUUCUCCCUUGGCACAGACUCCACCCCGCCGUUUGCCAGAUAUUCCUGGGGUUACCAGCCCCAUUACGGUUGCAACAGAAUCCAAAGUAGAAACCAACAACUUAAACAAUCAUGAUCAUGACAGAAAGGCUGCUGUUGAUGAUGCUCAAUUUGAAAUGGACAUCUGAUCUACUGGAUGUUUGGCAAGAUCUCCCAAAACUUGCGUGUACCUGACUUGGCCAAUAGGAUCAUUUAAUGAGAAAUCUGUCUACAGCGCAGUUUUGAGUUUAGAAACCUGCCCUUCAUGGUGCCAAAGGUCAACGCAAACAAGCUCCCAUUUUGUUUUUCCUCUUUCCAUUCCCCCCUCUCCCCCCCCCCACCUUUCCCUUCUAACUGCCGAGACUAUUCCCACCUCAACUAGCAGCAAGUGUGGUGGUUCUGGAGAGACUUGUGACACGAUUCUAAAAGGCUUGAUGUUGGCAAGUGGGGGGAAAAAAAAAGAUUAUAGUUUGCCAAUGUGUACUAUAGCGAUCUUUAAAAGAAAUAUAUAUGUAAAUGGUUGGUGACAGGAUUGAAAAAUGUACACCUCCUUUAAUGCUUACUUUAUGCCGUAUUUUUUUUUUUUUUUUUUUUUUUUAUGUUUGGCAGAGUAAUGAAGCCAAUGUGGAUUUGCUUUUUUGACCUCCCUAAAGGCUCAUACCCUUAAAUAAUAUUUUGUAAAUCUUUGACUAGUUCUUAGGUGCUGUAAAAACCACCAGGGACCUCUCUAUGCUACCUUUUCGUUAUCACCAGACUUGUCAUUUAAAGUAUGACACCUGAAGAUAACUGCCUGGUCUUUGCAUCAUUUUAAGAAUUGUUUUCCGAUCAGCUCUCUUCCAUGCCUUUGCUUAUCUUUUUGUAAGGUAAACUUUGGUCAGUUUUGUAACUUUUACAAAUUAUAAUUUUUUUUUUUUUUUUUUUUUAAUAGUUUGGUUUCUUGCGAUCAAAAAAGAACCUAAUCUUCCCUUAUUACUGAUGUUCUUUUCUGUUGUGCAAUUAACAAAAGGGCAAUAUAAAUGGAAGAAGGCCUUUAAGCAUUAAGGUAGUCGAUUGUUAAUUUGGAGUCAUCCUUCCAGAGGUGUAAUGAAUUUUCCUACAUUCACUUAUGGUCAGUAUGUUUGCUACUGUUUCACUUCCUAGUAGAUAUCAGUAUCUUGACAUGGUCACUGAUAGAAAGGUGUUUCUAGAAUAAGCACUAUUUUUAUUUUUGCUUUUUUUCUCUCCUUUCCUAACUGUUGAGGACAAUCGACAAGCAAAUCAUGUAACUAGAUGAAGGCAAAGUAGAGGGGAUUAGAUCUGAACAAAAUCGUUGGAUUGAAACUAUACUUUUUUAGGUCCGAUCUAAGAAAAUAUUAAUAAAGUUUUCCUCCAUGCCUGCUUACACAUUACAUGUUUCUUCAACGUGAUUUGGUGUUUCCCUUGUCCACUUUCAAAUUCAAUCAGCCAGUGUCCAAAUUUCAUUAUCCGAAUGGAGCGGCAUUGAGGCAAAUUGCAUUGGCCUUAUAUGAUCACAUUUUUUAUUUUUUUAUUUUUUUUUGCAGACUGAAUUGAUCAUAAGGUGCUGAUAAAAGUCUCGGACUGUGCUGAGUUGCUGUUUUUGAAUGUAGGAUUUUAUUUUUAUUUUUUUUCCCCUUGUUUGCUUGGAAUCAAUUUGAACUAUACAAAAUAAACAAUUGUGCUCGACAGAGCACAAUCUUAUUGGUUGGUAA
Messenger RNA from Pelobates fuscus (common spadefoot toad), 2094 nucleotides. RefSeq names its product eukaryotic translation initiation factor 4E binding protein 2 (gene EIF4EBP2). Gene Ontology annotation, biological process: negative regulation of translational initiation. The record is from RefSeq and is a predicted model, not a curated record. Gene Ontology annotation, molecular function: eukaryotic initiation factor 4E binding. The transcript is spliced from 3 exons. Bases 190 to 534 code for a protein of 114 amino acids. Lineage: Eukaryota; Metazoa; Chordata; Amphibia; Anura; Pelobatidae. Gene Ontology annotation, cellular component: cytoplasm.